Messenger RNA from Cynoglossus semilaevis (tongue sole), 10316 nucleotides. Its product is annotated as A disintegrin and metalloproteinase with thrombospondin motifs 20. Gene Ontology annotation, cellular component: extracellular matrix. Gene Ontology annotation, biological process: extracellular matrix organization; proteolysis. NCBI's taxonomy places the organism in Eukaryota, Metazoa, Chordata, Actinopteri, Pleuronectiformes, Cynoglossidae. The record is from RefSeq and is a predicted model, not a curated record. Gene Ontology annotation, molecular function: metalloendopeptidase activity; zinc ion binding. The coding region runs from base 4481 to 10264 and encodes 1927 amino acids. The transcript has 39 exons.
UGCCACAACACUUUACCUCAGAACGGAUAACUGGAUUGUUUCAUUUAUUUCAUCCGGAAGGAAUCUCUUUUUGUUUAGUGUUGUUAUUUAGCUGUAACACGAUGAUCCUCCAGUGGGACACUUCUCAGUGGAGUGCUGAGAGAGUGGCGCUCUGGCAUUGUUGUUCAGCUGUCUGCAGCUCUCCAACAGACAAUGCUUCACUCAAGGGGAGCAGGAAAGAAGUUGACAGACCGCUGUGUUUAAAGGACACUUGGAACUCAUCGGCUUAUGAAUCUUGCUUGUAGCCAUACAAGGGGGGUGGGAGUUGGGGGAUGGGUGUCCUAAUCUGCAGUGCAAGCCAACACAGGUCUCAGGUGGUUGGACUCCUUGAUCAGUUCACCGUGAGAGGCACCUUAAUGGUCGGAGGAGGAGGAGGUGUAGGUGGGAGUAGAGAUAGGACAUAAAGCGGAGGUGUGUCCGUGUUAUAGUCCCUCUGAGUGACUCAAUAACCUGGUGUUUACACAUCAGUCAGGUUUUAUAAAUCCAUCCUCAGCUGAUUCAGGGUGUUGAGCGUGUACUGGUUAUUAGAUUGUGCUUGCAUCAACUUUCUCAACAUUAUGCUGUCAUUCAUUGCAACUUUUCGAUGUUGGUUCACACACAAGGAGUUGAACGCUGCGGUCAAAUAGACUGUGCACAGGAGACCACUCACACCAGCUAGUGUGUAUAGAGAUAGCAGGGGUUGCAACACUGCAGGGAGUGGCUGUUAAAGACAGGGCCCUAUAAUGUAUAUCAGCAGGUAAACAUCACUGUUGUGACUGGGGAGUUCAAAUCCAGUGGAUCGUGUGAAAAAGAGAGACUGGAGCAGCUUUUGUUGUGAAACGGAAGGAAAGAUUUAAAAAAAAAAUGCAGCUGAAAUUUUAGGGAUUUUCUUCAUCAUUUCUAAUUUAGUGAUGCUAUAUGAGCCAGUCAAACACAAUUAUUAUUUGUUGUUUUCAUUUCAAUAAACCCUUUAGUUCACCAAGUAUAAUACAUUUAUAGAUAUUUAACAACAAAUUCUAAUUUCAUCACUAAAGGCUGCUAAAUCCAACAUAGUUUACCUCAAUGGUGUCAAUGAUGUUUUUCUUUUCACCGAGCAAAAAAUAAAAAAAGUAAUAGAAAAGAACAGAAAAUCAAUACCAUUACUGUCUCAUUUAAAGGUCAGCCAAUUCUCUAGAAAAAAAAACCCCAUUCAGGAACUUUAAAUCAAAUUCAAAUCAAAGCAGAAACCUAACUGUUUUAGAUUAACAGUUAUAGAUAAACUGAUGAAAAUUAACUUGUUAAAAAAAUACUCUUAAGGUUGAAAUGUUUAUGGUCUGCACCGAAACCCAUCACGACCCAUAAAAUCAAAUGUUCAUUGUUUGAUGCAUGGUUUCUGCUGAUGUCUGGUUCACCACAAUUGAUUGCUCCCAUAAGGGGACCAAAACCCCGGCCAUAUUUUUUCUCCUGUGCAGGGUUCUCUAAGCACACUUUAGCCUGUUGUUCAUCUGAAAACAUGUGUGAGCAUGUACAGCAGACAGGCUUUCAUGUCAUAGAUGCAUAGACAUUGACUAAAAUCCUGGCUGAUGUUUUAAUCUACAGCUCUAUUUUUUUUUUAAAUUGAAGUUUUCAAUCAGACGGAUGGUAUGGUUCUCCAUCACACGGGUCAGACGGGUCACCAUGAGCCCACAGGGUCCGUAGUGCUUAUUAAGGGCAAUGAGAAAGUUAACAUUUUAAACCGGUCCCUAAGACAUUACCAUCUGAUCUACAAAGCAGUCGUCUCAUAUAGUUUGGGGUCUAGCAUGUCCUGCUGUGUUUUGUUCAUAAGAUACUAGAAAUGUGUAUAUAUUUUUAAAGAUAUAGUAGGAUUUUUAUCAACAAGACAGAUUUAGCCUCUUGUUGGGGGGGGGGGGUUCAGCAACGCAGAGACCCAGGAUCGAAACUGACUCACGCUCAGGGCCUUCACUCUACAUCUGGCAGAAAUUGAGGAUGUUUUAUCCAUUAACUUUGGGCAUCUGCGUAGCAUUAAUGAGCAUGUGGGUAGCUGGAGUCACCCUAAAUGAGCUAUCCAGUGGAAUCACAGUGCUAACCUUAAAAUGUGAUGUAUGGGUGAUAAAUGUGAUAGCAAGCGACGGAGUAGGUGAAUGGAAGUUUAAGUGAUAGCCUGAGGCUCUGGAGCCUUAGUGCCAAGCAGCACGUAAUCCAGCAGGUUAUCUGACUGCAGUGAAAACUUGUACCUCUGAGGAUCAUCAUUACUGUACCUUAAAAAACAAUAUAUUUCUUUUAAUCAUUUUGUCCUGACAUAUGUUUUCAUUUAGCUAUAUAAAGUUAAUGUCGAUAGGUAAGACUACUUUUACAGGACUUUAUGUCAGACUGUAGCCUAGAGAAUCAUUCCAGAUCUGAUUUACACACUGUAGUCUUUUUGUCAUAUUUUUAAUUGUGCUUUGGAGAGUCUUACUUGUGGAUGGUAAUUAUAAAAGAAAAGCAGAAUGAAGUGGCUCACAGAAGUCUGGGAGAGAGAAUUAAAACACAUCAGGGACAUAUUAGGCAUUUUACAUUCAAGACAUGCUAUUUGAAAAAAAUGGCAAAAUAUGUGAGAAGGCUUGGCUUUAGAACAAGACGAUCACUGUCAGUGAUUCAGUUGAUCUUUCUUUCUGUAUGGAGUUUGCAUGUUCUGCAAAUGUGUUCUUGAAAUGAAAAAUGUUAUUUAUUCAUGAAAAACAAGAUCAUAAUUAAUCAAGAUUAGUUGUCAUUUACUGUGAAUAAUAAAGUCAUGAUUAAUCACAGUUACAUUCAUACUUCAACAUUCAUACUUGAUGAUCUCAAAAUGUUUGUACAUUUUGUUACGAUUGAUUAAAAAUACAAAUAUUUGUAAUAGGCUCCUUUUGACACUCAUUGUAACUUAUAGUUAGAAAUGUCGAUAAACACCCUCAAUACAGAGAGAGAGAAAGUGAGAGUGAGAAAAGAGAGACAGAGAGAGAGAGGCUUUAAAGACGUAAUAGCCAUGACUUGGAAGCUUGAUGUUCUCCAUCAAAGAAAGGCCUUGCAGGAUGGAGAAGUGUUUCCGGUGAGCCCACCGAGGCUAAUCACUCACAAAGCUGUAACAUUAGUCUUCAAAGGACAUGGAAAAAAAAGAGUCCUUUCACACGUCCGUCAAGUUUGUGUAAGACUUUUACGUGGCUCAAUGAUUAACGAGAAGCUGACCACAUCGUGGCCAAAGAAGUCUCCUUCCGCCAAUAGAUGACACUGAAGAAUGGCUCAUGAUGCCCUCUGUGAGGGCCUCAUAUUUUCUCACGAGUUAUAUUUAUCUACUACAAAAAAGUACUACAAAUAACAUAAUAUAUAUAGAGAUAAAUGUAUAUAAAAUGUUUCGUUUCCUUCUCCUUCCAAUGCAACAGUGGUGUUGGCCGCCAAAAUGGGAAAGAAAUAUCAACAUACUUUAUUUCCUUAGUUAGCCAGUCUACUGUAGGACAACAUGUAGAGACAUUCACACCUGUGGUCAAUUUAGAUUGAACAAUAACAUAUCUUGCAUGAUGUUUUUAGGAUUUGGGAGUAAACCGGAGUACCUGCGGAAAUUCCUCACACAUGCUUAUUUUUAAAAAUUGGCCUUAAGGUUAGGGCACUCAAACCCCUCCGUCACCAUCUUUUCCUCAUCUGAUCCCAUUCACAUGACAUUUGAUUUCUUCAUCUUUCCACUGUCUCAAAGGCCAUGGAGACUAAUUCCUUUGAGUAGUAUUACUGGCCUCUACUGGAUUGAGAUCCACUGGUAAAAUUUUUAACCAAGAUCUGUUCUGUCCAUAUGCACAAGAAUGAGUAAAAAAAGGGAAAAUACAGAGUGAGGGCAGUGUCGCUGCACAACACCACGCUUUUACUUUGGCCAAUACAAAUGUUUAAUGAAAAAGUUUCCUGACCAUUUAACUGAGCGUAGCUGACGACACAAUUGAACCCGGACUAUGAGAGGGUUUUGGGUCUCCAGCUGAUUUUUACUCAUGCUGACACUGCUUGGAUUCUUGGCUUCCUUCACACUGCAGCACUCAAACCUUCCCCAUGUGUGGUGGUGCAGACGCAGCCACCAUUGGCUCUCAGCUCCGAGGGGCGUUGCUCUGGGGUUGUUGAGUGGUGCGGGUCCAUGGGGUGUUCCAGGGAUGGCUAAGAGAAAGCGUACUUGGCACAGAUCCCUCCUUAAAGCAUAGGCUGCAGUUUAAAUUAUCGCAGCAUUUUAUUCCUCAUCAGUGGAGAUGAAUGUGUCAUAAACGGUCGGAGUUCACCGAGGGCAGUGGAUGCACGUUUAGCAAUGCAAUGAGGCCAGUGCACUUUGCAGGACUUGCGCUGCGAAGAGGCUCCGCAGAGCCCGCAACCUGUUGCUGCUGACAAGCCGGGAGAAGGGAGAGGAAGCGGGGCAGAAGGAGUAGUAGAGCCGUGAGGGAGACACGGAGGGAACUGUCUUGGAGAGAACACAGCCCGGGAUUAUCCGGGUCAGGAAAUCAUGCGGUUUGCAAUCUGGCUGGUUGGACUAAUGUGUCAUCUGUCAGCACUUGUCCGUGAUACUCUGCAACACAGACUGCAUCCAAAACAAGAAAGCUUCAUCAAGCAGCUGUCAUCGUUUGAAAUCAUCAGCCCGCUCCGCGUCAAUGACUACGGAGAAUCAUUCCCACACACGCUGCACUACAGGAGGAGACGGAGAAGUUUAAACACCGAUGAUGUUAAUGAGAACAGCAACAAUAAAAAUGUUGGAGGAGAGCUGUCGGGUCUACGGGUUCACUACAGGCUUGAGGCAUUCGGGGAACGUUUUCAUCUGAAUCUGAGCGCAGACUCCGGCUUCAUCGCCCCUUCUUACAGCGUCACACACUUGGGAGCGCAGUCUUUCAAUGACUCCGACUCGGACUUGGACUUGCAUGACCAGAGUGACAUGCGACACUGCUUUUUCCGCGGACACGUCAACGCCAGGUCGGAGUACCCGGCGGUCUUCAGCCUCUGCACUGGUCUGGUUGGGACUUUCACAACGCAUCAAGGUGAAUAUUUUUUGGAGCCUCUUCUGAACGCAGAGGGGACGGAAUACGAUGAAGAGCACAACAAACCUCAUCUCAUCUACCGACACGAGCGGAAGAGGAACAUCUCACGUAGCGACAGCAACACAGAACCCUGUGCUACCUCAGAGGAAUCCAAUGGUCCUGGUUCUUUGGAGGGCAGAACGAACAUGGGAGAGGAGCUGGAUCAUCUCAGAGCAGAAUUAGAAGAUGAGCACAUAAUUAAAAACAACUCCUCACACCCGGGAUCUCCACGGAGACAAAAGCGAUUCCUCUCCUAUCCUCGCUACGUGGAGCUGAUGGUGACUGCAGAUGCCAAAAUGGCUCGUCACCACGGACGCAACCUAGAGCACUACAUCCUAACAAUCAUGUCAGUAGUAGCUGCAGUGUACAGGGAUCCCAGUGUAAGGAAACUCAUCAACAUCAUGGUCGUUAAGCUGGUCGUCAUCCACAACGAACAGGAAGGGCCCACGGUGAGCUUCAACGCUGCCACGACCCUCCACAACUUCUGUGUUUGGCAGCAGGGUCAGAACGUCCAGGACGACAGUGACCCCUCUCAUCACGACACGGCACUUCUCAUCACCAGGGAAGACAUCUGCCGAGCAAAAGACAAGUGUGACACGUUAGGACUGGCAGAGCUGGGCACCAUGUGUGACCUGUACCGGAGCUGUUCCAUCAGUGAGGAAAAUGGAAUUAGUGCCUCCUUCACUAUUGCUCAUGAGUUGGGCCAUGUAUUCAACAUGCCGCACGACGAUAACCCCAAAUGCCGUGAGGCAGGGACGAAGCACCAGUACCACGUUAUGGCUCCCACUCUCAACUAUGAUACUAAUCCCUGGACGUGGUCUAAGUGCAGCCGAAAGUACAUCACAGACUUCUUAGACACUGGCUACGGUGAAUGUCUUCUCGACGAGCCUGUAAGCAGGACAUACGAGUUGUCCACGCUCCUGCCUGGUCAAAUCUACAAUGCCAACAGACAGUGUGAACUGAUGUUUGGACCUGGCUCUCAAAUCUGCCCGUACAUGAAACAGUGUAAAAGGCUCUGGUGUACCAGUGCAGAAGGAGACCACAAAGGAUGCCGUACACAGCACAUGCCAUUGGCUGACGGAACAGACUGUGGACAUGGAAUGUAUUGCAGACAUGGAAUGUGUGUGAACAAAGAGUUGGACCUGCAGCCAGUUCACGGCGAGUGGGGUCCUUGGGGUCCUUACAGUGUUUGUUCCAGGUCCUGUGGUGGAGGAACCCGGAGCACAAGCAGGGACUGCAACAAACCAGAACCCAGGAAUGGAGGGAAGUUCUGCGUGGGCCGUAGGAUGAAGUUCCGCUCCUGCAACACUGAACCAUGUCCACGAGGAAAGAAAGAUUUCCGAGAUGAGCAGUGCUCCCAGUUUGAUGGCAAACACUUCAACAUCAACGGUCUUCCUCCCUCUGUGCGCUGGGUACCCAAGUACAGUGGAAUUUUGAUGAAGGAUCGCUGUAAGCUUUUCUGCCGGGUCGCCGGGACAAUGGCAUAUUAUCAGCUGAAGGACCGCGUCAUUGAUGGUACACCAUGUGGCCCAGACACUUACGACAUCUGUGUUCAAGGCCUCUGCAGGCAAGCAGGUUGUGACCACGUCCUCAACUCAAAGGCCAGAAAUGACAAGUGUGGUGUGUGUGGUGGGGACAACUCAUCAUGUAAAACCCUGGCAGGGACUUUCAACGAUGCACAGUAUGGCUACAACACAGUGGUGCGAAUCCCAGCAGGAGCUACUAACAUUGAUAUCAAGCAAGUCAGUUACUCAGGAAAGCCAGAAGAUGACAACUACCUCGCAUUAUCUGAUAGUCAGUCCAACUACCUCCUGAACGGGAACUUUGUGGUGGCCAUGUAUAAAAGGGAAAUCAACUACAAGGGAAUAGUCAUUGAGUACAGCGGCUCAGACACAAAAGUAGAGCGAAUCAACUGCACCGAGCGGCUUGAAGAGGAGCUCGUUCUACAGGUCUUGUGUGUGGGGAACCUUUAUAACCCAGAUGUCCGUUACUCCUUUAAUAUACCUAUAGAGGAGCACAGGGAGCAGUUUGUGUGGGAUCCCUCUGGCCCUUGGCUGGAGUGCAGUCGAAUCUGCCAUGGUGAGAGGAGGCGGAAGUCAGUUUGUGUGCGUAAGAGUGACCACCUGGAAGUGUCUGAUCAACGCUGUGAACAAUUACCACGUCCUUCUGCUGUCGCUGAGCCCUGCAACACAGACUGUGAAGUCAGUUGGCACGUGGCUGGAACGAGUAAGUGUUCAGCCACAUUUGGUCCAGGCUUCCGCAGUCUUGAUGUUCACUGUAUGAAGUACAGCCGGAUGAAGCGUCAGAGUGAGAGGACAGAGGCCAGCAUGUGUGGAGAUGUUGUUAAACCACAGACUAGGGAGUCCUGCCAUGGGGACUGUCUGCUGAAGAACUGGCAGUACAGUGCAUGGUCACAGUGCUCAAAGACAUGUGGACGUGGAAGCCGUAGCAGAGAAUCCUACUGCCUGAACAACCUGGGCCGACGACUGAUGGACCGCGAGUGCAAUGAAUAUAGGAGGGUGGUAACUGAAACGUGCAACGAGCAGCCGUGUCCAAAGUGGAGCGUCAGUGAGUGGAGCGAGUGCCUGGUGACCUGUGGGAAAGGGAUGAGACACAGACAAGUGUCCUGCACCAUGGGAACUGGAGAAGAAAAGCUGAGUGAGCACUUCUGUGACCCGUCCGGCAAACCCCAGGCAGUGGGGAGCUGCGAGCUACCUGAGUGUGCAUCAUGGCAGGUCGGCGUCUGGGGAGCGUGUUCGGUAACCUGUGGCCACGGCUACCAGAUGAGAGCUGUAAGGUGUGUGUCGGGUAACUACGGUAACACAGUGGAUGACAGAGAGUGCAAUGCUGCGGCAAGACCCAGAGACAGUCAGGACUGUGAAAUGGCAGCUUGUCCGUGGACCUCGUCGGUGCAAAGCACUCCUCGUCCUGACAACUCGGCUCAGCUCCUGACUCAGUGGAGAUAUGGCUCCUGGACUGCUUGCUCAGUGUCUUGCGGCAAAGGGAAGCGCGCACGCUACGUCAGCUGCAGGGAUGCCCACGGAGGUGUGGCCGACGAGUCGUACUGUGCCCCUCUGCCACGCCCACCAGAAACUUCUGCCUGCUUCAGCCCAUGUGGACAAUGGCGUGCUGGGGAGUGGUCUCCUUGUUCAGUCACAUGUGGCGUGGGCAGAACCAACAGACAGGUGGUCUGCUCCAACUACCACCAGACCGUGGACCAGUCUUUCUGCGACCCUGAUGAAAAGCCAGUGAUGGAACAAGAGUGUACAGCUGCACCCUGUCCCUCUGUUAACCAACGCCAGCGCAUUAUCGACCAGCCCUACGGGUAUCCACAGGACCCAGGACGACACCCAGGGCACAGCAGCUGGAAUGUUCCUUCGGCAGACAACCAAUGGAGGACCGGACCCUGGGGAGCAUGUUCCAGUACCUGUGCCGGAGGCUUUCAGAGGCGAGUGGUCGUCUGUCAAGACGCAGAAGGACGAAGUAACAGUUACUGUGAUGAAAGAGUCAAACCUGCCGAGUCCAAGAGCUGUGACUCUGGACCCUGCCCUCUGUGGAACUACGGUGUGUGGGGAGAGUGCACCCAGACCUGCGGUGGAGGAAGGAGGACUCGCCUUGUGGUGUGUCAAAGGCCAAAUGGUCAGAGACUCAACGAAUACAACUGUGAUGUCCUGGAAAAGCCGCCGGAUAUGGAGCAGUGCAACCUGCAGCCCUGCCCGGGCUCUGCCUCCUGGCACCGUCGACCCUGGAAGCCGUGUUCAGUAACUUGCGGUCGAGGGACCAAGAGAAGGGAGAUCACCUGUGUUCUCCAGAACCAAACCAAAGUGGAGGACCAGCACUGCAGUCAUCUGCCGCGGCCGCGAUCACAGAAAGCCUGCCGGGCGUCGGGAUGCCCCAUGUGGAAAGUCAACAAGUGGGGGGAGUGUUCUGUCACCUGUGGAGCUGGGGUUCAGACCAGAGACAUUUACUGCAGGCUAAAAGGCACUGGGCGGGUUCGAGAGGAUCUCUGCAACGCUCACCAGCGCCCAGCUGUUACCCAGCCGUGCCAAACUACAGAGUGUACGCAUUACUCUUGGGUUGUCGAUGAAUGGGAAAAAUGUAACGCGACCUGUGGAGAUGGCUUUAGAACCAGAAAGGUGGGCUGUGUGGGCCCAGGUAUGACAGCCGUGCUGGAGGAAUACUGCGAGCCCGCCUCCCAGCCCGUAUCACACCAACACUGUCAGGGAGUUCCCUGCAAAUACACAUGGAUCACUGGGGAAUGGUCACAGUGCUCUGCGAGCUGUGGUGUUGGUCACCAACAACGUAUCGUUUCCUGCUCCGUGGUUCCAUCCUCCAGAGCUGGAAACCCGUACACUCCUGCCCAGUCGUCCUCCUCCAUCACCCACUGCCGUGAGCCUCACCCUGUUGGCACCCAGCCAUGCCUGCUCAGAGACUGCCUGCAUGCCACCUACUGGAAAGUUGGCCCAUGGAGUAAGUGCUCUCAAACCUGUGGGGCAGGAGUGAUGGAGCGCAUUGUUGAGUGUGUGACGUCUAAAGGUCAUCCGUCCAAACAUUGCCGUCCAACAGAGAGACCUGAAUCAAAGGCUGCAUGUCAAGAAGGAGAAUGUCAAUCGUUCACUUCCUGCAGAGAGGUCCAGAUGAGACUGGGUGUGAGGAUAGAUGGCGAGUACUAUCUCAAAGUCAGGUCCCGCAUACUGCAGAUUUAUUGUGCAGAAAUGCAGACUGACUUCCCCAAGGAGUACGUGACCCUGCGGAGCGGUCAGACAGACAACUUCUCUGAGGUGUAUGGAUACAGGCUGCUGAAUCCUUUUGAAUGCCCGUUCAACGGCAGCCGAAGGCAAGACUGCGACUGUAAGAACGACUACUCUGCAGCGGGCUACACACUCUUCCACAAAAUCCGUCUGGACCUGAGCUCCCUGAGAAUAAUGACAGUCACGGAUCUCCAGUUUUCCCAGACUCUUCUUGGACGACCUGUGCCCUUUGCUACAGCAGGAGAUUGUUACAGUGCAGCCAAGUGCCCACAGGGCCAGUUCAGCAUUAAUUUGAUCGGCACUGGACUCAAAGUGUCCGAGUCCAACAAGUGGACGUCUCAGGGCAACUACGUUUCCGUCAAAGUCCACAGAUCUGAGGAUGGGACAAGAAUCUAUGGUCGCUGUGGUGGUUUCUGUGGGAAGUGCAUUCCCCAGGGUCAUAACGGCCUCUUCCUUGAAGUCCACUGAAGGCCACGCGGAGACCAAACCACUAAAUCUUUUCUGCUGAAAGGAGAGAGGG